This is a messenger RNA of Haplochromis burtoni (Burton's mouthbrooder), 922 nucleotides long. RefSeq names its product golgin subfamily A member 6-like protein 2. The record is from RefSeq and is a predicted model, not a curated record. Lineage: Eukaryota; Metazoa; Chordata; Actinopteri; Cichliformes; Cichlidae. The transcript has 3 exons. The annotation marks the transcript as partial.
GCAGACACGGAGGCUGGACCAGACGAGGAUGCAGACACGACGAGGAUGAUGAUGGAGCUGGGCCAGGCGAAGCAGCUGAUGAGGAUGCUGAUGAUGGAGCUGGGCCAGGCGAAGCAGCUGAUGAGGAUGCUGAAGCUGGAGCUGGACCAGGAUGCUGAUGCUGGACCAGACGAUGCUGAAGCGGAGGCUGGACCAGACGAUGCUGAAGCAGAAGCUGAAGCUGGACCAGGUGAGGGUGGAGCUGGACCAGAAUCAGGCGAGGAUGAAGCCGGGCCAGGCGAGGAUGACGCCGGGCCAGGCGAGGAUGACGCCGGGCCAGGCGAUGAUGCGUCCUCAGGCUGAGGUGUGGCCGUAGCAGGCGGUAGCACUGCCGGUGGUGGUACUGCAGGAGGCGGCGCUGCAGCCACAGGUGGAGAAGCAGCCACAGGUGGAGAAGCAGCCACAGGUGGAGAAGCAGCCACAGGAGGCCGGACGGGCUCCUCGGGCCCCCCAGCCGACGUGGCAGCCGGUGUGGCAUGAGGCCGGACGGGCUCCUUGGGCCCCCCAGCCGACGUGGCAGCCGGUGUGGCAUGAGGCCGGACGGGCUCCUUGGGCCCCCCAGCUAGCGAAGCAGGAGGCCGGACGGGCUCCUCGGGCCCCCCAGCAGGCGAAACAGGAGGCUGGACGGGCUCCUCGGGCCCCCCAGCAGGCGAAGCAGGAGGCUGGACGGGCUCCUCGGGCCCCCCAGCAGGCGAAGCAGGAGGCUGGACGGGCUCCCCGGGCCCCCCAGCAAAAACAGCCUCAGAACCAGCGGGCACCGGGGCCCCCGGCACACACAAAACAAAACUAGGAGGCACGCGGGCCUCCGGCACGCAAGAAAAAGAACCAGUAGGCACGUGGGCCUCUGGCACAGUUGAAACAAAACCAGUAGGCACGUGGGCCU